Molecule: messenger RNA, 879 nt
Organism: Cylindrotheca closterium
Lineage: Eukaryota; Bacillariophyta; Bacillariophyceae; Bacillariales; Bacillariaceae
Source: the annotation of a GenBank genome assembly
AUGUCUGCCACAGUUAUCGAACCCGAAGGUCGCAUUAACGAAGUUCACAUUGAAGGCCUUGCUUUGAUGGAAAUCGUCAAGCAUUGCCAUGAUUCUCUUCCAUCCAUGGUCACGGGAUCAUUGUUGGGUUUGGCUGGAAACAAUGGAAUUUUGGAGGUAACCCGCGCCUUUCCGAACCCAGACAGUGGUAAGGACGACGAAAUAGACGAAGACUUUCAAGUAGAGAUGAUGCGCAUGUUGAGGGAAGUCAAUGUGGAUAACAAUUGCAUCGGUUGGUAUCAAUCCGUUUAUUUGGGAAUUUACUCCACACAAACCGUAUUGGAGAAUCAAUUUUCUUACCAAACCGAAUUAUCACCCAACGCUGUCGUCCUAUUGUACGAUCCCUUGCAGACUGCCAAUGGAAACUUUGCCAUGAAAGCAUUCCGUUUGACAGAAGAAUGUGUAGCUAUGAAACAAAAAGAAAAGAAUGAUUUCAUCAAGCCUGCUAACAUUUUUGAGGAAGUCCCAGUCAAAUGUACCAACGCUCCCCUGGCCAAGGCCAUGAUUCAAGAAUGGACACCGACGUCGGAUAUCGAAUUGGACCGACUUGAUUUGAGUACACAUUCGUACUUGGAGAAGCACUUGCAAUACCUGUGCGGUUGGGUUGAUGAACUGGCAGGAGAACAACAAAAGUUUCAAUACUACACAAGACACCUCACCAAGGGAAACAACAAGACAAAGGCUAGUUGGGACACAUCCGAAGCACCCAAGCGAAUGGAAAGUUUAUUGGUCAAUAACCAAAUUCAAAAUUACUGCGACCAAAUGGAUAGAUUUGCUGGUGGAGGAUUGGGCAAACUGUUUUUGGCUGGUGGUCUGCACAAGGAAGAUGGGUCGUCGUAG